AGACAAUUUGUGACAAUAGUGUGAUGACGGCAGGGUGGCUGGAUCCAACCGAAGCAAGCGGUUGAAAAUUGCCAAGAUUGUUGUACUUUUCUGGUACUAGUACAUGUAAAGGGAAGUACGCAGUACCAGUACAUACCGGUACCGGUACAGCAAGAGUGAAAAGAUCUUUGCUCCCAGAACUUCCAAAGAUCUUGAUCGAUGAAAACCAUCCGUGGCCAAACGGUACCAUACUACAGUAGUAGGCUUUCAUACCGGUACAGCAACCUGCGCCGUCAUCGAUUGGGGAUGAGGCGGCUUACUACUAUUUUAAAAUAGCCAGUGCCAGCAAUCCGGAUGCCGGAGACACGUGCUUUGCGAGGAAUGAAUCCUGCUGUGUAGAGCCACCUGAAAAGUUGGAAAAGGUUUGGAUCAUACAUACAUGUAUGAUAGUACUGACCAAGAGGGUCUUGGCUUGAACGAGGAGUUGGCAAUACCUUGUCUGGCUCAGCAGCAGCUCUUCAAAGGCCGCAUUCAGUGCUGGUUUGGCCAGUACAGCGUACGAUGUACGGUACUUUACGCUAUCUUGGCGGACCAUGAGCCAUUGCCGCAACAAUGCUUGGUGCCUGGUAAAAAACAGCAGAGUUGGAAAGGGGCCUGUUCUGCUGGCUCAUAACCUCAAACAAUCAUCAUCGUCUCGGCUGUCUGUUCUCACAUCGAGAAAGCUCCCACCUCCACAACCACAACCCCAAACAGAGCUACUAGCUAGCUAGUACCAUACCGAGGGACCACAUUUGCUCGUCCAGAAAACACACGGAUAUCUGAUAGCAACCAUGCCAAUUGACAUCAAUGAACUUCGUGACUACAAGGGUGGCGACCCUGAAAAGUAUCGUAACUUCAUGAAGCAGCGAUACAAGGAUCCUUCCAUUGUGGAUCAGGUCUUGGCAAUUGAUGAACAAUGGCGCAAUGUGACCAAAGAGGGAGAUAACCUUCGCAAGGAAGUCAACAAGUUACAAAAGGAGGUUAUUGCUCCCAAGAAGAAAGCCAAGGAACCUUGUGAUGAAGAAGUCGCUCAGAUGAAGGCUAUUCAAGCCACCAUAAAAGAAAAGGCUGCUGAGUUACCCCUCUUGGCAGAAAAGAGGGAUGCCUUGUUGGGACAAAUUGGAAACAUUGUGGACCCAGAAGUGCCCAUUUCAAAGGAAGAAGAGGAAGACAACCUGGUGGUGUUUUUGCAGCCCAUGCCUCCCGAAGCUGAUGGACAGAGUGACUUCUUGCCCAAACCUCAAGGAACUCUGAAGUAUUCCUUGCCACCCACCAAACCACUGACCCAUGAUGAUUUGCUCUGGCGAAUUGGAGGAUACGAACCAACACGUGGUCAAAAUGUGGCAGGAGCUCGUCAGUAUUUUCUGACCAAUGCAGGAGUCUUGCUGAACCAGGCCAUAAUCAACUAUGGUAUUGCCUUCUUGAUGGAGAGAGGAUACCAGGUCUUGCAGCCACCCUUCAUGAUGAAUAAGGAGGUUAUGUCUAGCAUUGCUCAAUUGGAAGAUUUUGAUGAACAGCUCUAUAAAGUCUCUGGAAAAACUGAUGACCCCACUGGAAGCACUGAAAAAUACCUGAUUGCAACCAGUGAACAGCCCAUUUGUGCCUAUCACAAGGGAGAGUGGAUUGAUGAAAAAACCUUGCCGCUGAGGUAUGCUGGUGUCUCUACAUGUUUCCGGAAGGAAGCUGGUUCUUCUGGGAAAGAUAUCAGAGGCAUCUUUCGGGUCCAUCAGUUUGAAAAAAUUGAACAGUUUGUCUUGACGGAAGAUAGCUUUGAGGUCUCUCAGGCCGAACAAAAGAGAAUGCUGCAGGCGGCCAAAGACUUUUAUGAGAGUUUGGGAUUCAGCUACCGUGUGGUUUGCCUUGUCUCAGCGGAACUCAAUGAUGCUGCUGUCAAAAAGUAUGAUCUUGAGGCUUGGUUCCCCGGACAACAGGCUUAUCGAGAGCUUGUCUCAUGCUCCAACUGUACGGACUUCCAGGCUCGUGGUGUUGGUGUCCGGUGUGGAGUCAAGAAGCAAGACAAGGACUUGACAGCUCGUGCCUCUUACGUUCAUAUGUUGAAUGCAACGCUUUGUGCAACAGGACGCGGUAUCUGCUGUCUCUUAGAGACUCACCAGACAGAAGAUGGUAUUGUCAUUCCCGAAGUGUUGCGACCAUACAUGGCCGGUAAGGAAUUCUUGCCCUUUGUCCGUGGACCCAUGGAGUUGACCAAGGGAGAAAAGGGCAUCUUGAAAUCCAAGAAGAAAUGAGCUAAGCAACUAGAUGGUAGCAUUCAACAAAUGUAUGGGUGGUUGUUUAGGAUUAUCGCUUCUUGUGGCUUGUAUCGGACU
Molecule: messenger RNA, 2345 nt
Organism: Seminavis robusta
Lineage: Eukaryota; Bacillariophyta; Bacillariophyceae; Naviculales; Naviculaceae
Source: the annotation of a GenBank genome assembly